AAACUAUCCGAGAUGACUGUCACUUACUCCAGUAAAGUAGCCAAUGCAACUUUUUUUGGAUUUCAUAGGUUGCUCCUCAAGUGGAGAGGCAGCAUCUACAAGCUCCUGUACAGGGAGUUUAUUGUUUUUGCUGUUCUUUACACAGCUAUCAGUCUGGUGUACAGAUUGGUACUUACAGGAGCCCAAAAACGUUACUUUGAAAAAUUAUCAAUUUACUGUGACAGAUAUGCUGAGCAAAUUCCAGUAACCUUUGUGCUUGGGUUCUACGUCACCCUGGUGGUGAACCGGUGGUGGAACCAGUUUGUGAACCUGCCCUGGCCGGACAGGCUCAUGUUCCUCAUCUCCAGCAGCGUCCACGGCAGCGACCAGCACGGGCGCCUGCUCAGGAGGACGCUGAUGCGCUACGUCAACCUCACGUCCCUGCUCAUCUUCCGAUCCGUGAGCACCGCGGUGUACAAACGGUUUCCCACCAUGGACCACGUGGUCGAAGCAGGUUUUAUGACAACAGAUGAAAGGAAACUAUUCGACCACCUCAAGUCACCACAUCUGAAAUACUGGGUUCCAUUUGUUUGGUUUGGAAAUCUUGCUACUAAAGCCCGCAAUGAAGGUAGAAUCAGGGACAGCGUCGACCUGCAGUCACUGAUGACCGAGAUGAAUCGGUACCGCUCUUGGUGCAGCCUCUUAUUUGGCUAUGACUGGGUUGGCAUUCCGCUGGUUUACACACAGGUUGUCACUCUCGCCGUCUACACGUUCUUCUUUGCUUGCCUGAUUGGACGGCAGUUCCUGGAUCCCACCAAAGGCUACGCGGGGCAUGACCUCGAUCUGUACAUCCCAGUUUUCACCCUCCUCCAGUUCUUCUUCUACGCAGGAUGGCUCAAGGUUGCAGAGCAGCUGAUCAACCCUUUUGGGGAAGAUGAUGACGACUUUGAAACGAACUGGUGCAUUGACAGAAACCUGCAGGUCUCUCUCUUGGCUGUGGACGAAAUGCACAUGAGCCUGCCCAAGAUGAAGAAGGACAUUUACUGGGACGAUUCUGCCGCUCGGCCACCAUACACACUGGCAGCCGCAGAUUACUGCAUACCCUCCUUUCUGGGCUCAACCAUCCAAAUGGGGCUGGGGUCCGAGUUCCCUGCGGAGGACUGGCUCUGGAACUACGAGAAGCAUGGGCCCCGGCACUCGGUGAUGAGGAGAGUCAAGCGCUUCCUGAGCACCCACGAGCACCCCGGCAGCCCCAGGAGGAGGACUUUCGGCAGGCAGGCCAGCGACAGCUCCAUGUUCUUCCCCCCCAGCCCAGCUCGGGAUCUGCUGGAUGUACCCUCGAGAAAUCCCCACGGAGCCUCACCCAGCCGGAAGCAAUCCCACUCCCGAGAGGGUAGCCCUAAGCUGCAUUCCAGCAUGGGAGAGCUGUCCACCAUCAGGGAGACCAGCCGUACCAGCACAUUGCAGAGCCUGACCCCGCAGUCCAGCGUGAGGGCCUCCCCUACCAAAAUGCCCCGGGUCCCCGAGGUCCUGAUCACAGCGGCCGAAGCCCCCGCGUCCUCAUCAGACGGCCAACCGCAUGACUCCGCUACCUCCAUCCUGAGCCUCGAGUUCACCGGGGUGCAGCCUAGCAGGACUGAGCGGCAGGUAGACCCCGCAGGGAAGGCGACACCACCUGGGGACCCCAAGCCCCAGGCUGUUUCCACCAGUCCUGAGAGAGACUUGUUCAAGUUUGAGGAGGACCUGGAUGAUGACAGAUUCCCGCAAAGGUGGAGCCUUCCGGAGUUACGGGAGUCCAGGCACACCUCCCUGGGAAACUUGGCUCCAGACCCUAUGGGCCCCAGGGCUGCUCUCUUACUUGAUACGGAAACAUCCUCGGAGACCAGCAGAAUCCAUCCCGGGGCUGGCUCUGGACUCUCUCCUGACAUCCUGUACUUAAUGGAAAGCUUGGAUGCUAAGGAAACAGACAUCCUGGAGUCUAACAACGAGCACCCCGAAGAAUCCCCUCAGGGAACCCGGCAGCGCCCCAGGACCUGGUUCUAGUUCACCUUCCUUCUUUACACAGAGCUGUGGAUACCAGCCUGGGGACAGUGUCCC
Molecule: messenger RNA, 2076 nt
Organism: Phodopus roborovskii (desert hamster)
Lineage: Eukaryota; Metazoa; Chordata; Mammalia; Rodentia; Cricetidae
Gene: Best3
Product: bestrophin 3
Exons: 9
Coding region: 13-2022 (669 amino acids)
Molecular function (GO): chloride channel activity
Source: RefSeq, a predicted model, not a curated record